Molecule: messenger RNA, 2121 nt
Organism: Bradysia coprophila
Lineage: Eukaryota; Metazoa; Arthropoda; Insecta; Diptera; Sciaridae
Gene: Mad
Product: mothers against decapentaplegic homolog 1
Biological process (GO): cell differentiation; BMP signaling pathway; SMAD protein signal transduction
Cellular component (GO): heteromeric SMAD protein complex
Molecular function (GO): RNA polymerase II cis-regulatory region sequence-specific DNA binding; I-SMAD binding; DNA-binding transcription factor activity, RNA polymerase II-specific
Source: RefSeq, a predicted model, not a curated record
GACCAUUAUUGCCUUUUGUUCGCCUUUUGAUAAACAACAAUUUGUGACAAAAAAUCACAAUUAAAGCCGUCAAAACCAAUAAAAAUCGUAAAAAGAAGCGCCAAUCGGAUUAUUGACACAAGAAACAUUACGACGACGACUACAGACGAGUAUAGACGCCUGCAUUUUUAUUACAAAAAAAAAGUUGAUCAAGGAAGUGACUAUUUUUGGUGUUUAAUAAUAAGAAAAUGAAAAGAUAUUUCAAUUUUAAUACAAACACACAACAGGUUGGUUCGACUCGUUUUCGAAAUACCAUUCAAUACAAUAAUGAGUACAAUCAAUUAUCCACCAUGGACUCCGAUGAUAUAGAAUCAUCUACCAGCGCAAUGUCCAGCCUGAAUAGCUUGUUUUCGUUUACGAGUCCGGCUGUGAAAAAGCUGCUGGGUUGGAAACAAGGAGACGAAGAGGAGAAAUGGGCUGAGAAAGCAGUUGACAGUUUGGUUAAAAAGUUGAAGAAACGUAAGGGUGCCAUCGAAGAGCUAGAAAAGGCCUUGUCUUGUCCAGGUCAACCGUCAAAAUGUGUGACCAUUCCCCGAUCCUUGGACGGACGUUUACAAGUUUCACAUCGCAAAGGACUACCCCAUGUUAUAUACUGUAGAGUAUGGCGAUGGCCUGAUCUUCAAAGUCACCACGAAUUGAAAGCACUGGAAACUUGCCAAUUUCCGUUCGUUGCCAAACACAAAGAAGUUUGUAUCAAUCCAUACCAUUACAAAAGAGUCGAAAGUCCAGUUCUACCACCAGUGCUUGUACCACGACAUUCUGAAUUCGCACCCGGCCACUCAAUGCUCCAGUAUCAACAGCAACCGGCAAUGAUAAAUUAUUCGUCAGUUGGAUAUCACGGCAACAUGAGCCCGAACAGUAUGAUCUCAUCCGUGCCGAGUCCUGGUUCAGUCAACUCAAAUCCAGUCAGUCCAUAUUCAAUGCCCGAAUCCCCACCACCCGCAUACAGUCCAGCCGAAGAUGUGAAUUCGAACAAUCAGUUGGACAGCGGUUUGGAUACACAAAUGACGGAGGCCGCACCGGUUUGCUAUCAGGAACUCUCAAAUUGGGCCACAAUUGCAUAUUACGAACUGAACUGUCGUGUCGGCGAAAUAUUCCAGUGCAAUACGAGCGAGGUCACAGUCGACGGAUUUACAAAUCCUCGCAACAAUGCCGGCCGUUUCUGUCUCGGCCAGUUGAGCAAUGUGAACCGAAACAGUACCAUUGAACAGACGCGUCGACACAUUGGAAAAGGUGUGCAUUUGGUUUAUGUUGGCGGUGAAGUUUACGCCGAAAAUAAAUCCGAUUCGGCAUUGUUUGUGCAGAGCCGUAACUGUAAUCAUCAUCAUGGCUUUCAUCUAAGCACGGUAUGCAAAAUACCACCCACAUGCUCAUUGCGUAUAUUCAACAAUCAAGAAUUUGCUCAACUGCUGUCCGAAUCGGUGAACCAUGGCUUUGAAUCGGUUUAUGAACUGACGAAAAUGUGUACGAUACGAAUGAGUUUCGUCAAAGGCUGGGGCGCCGAAUACCAUCGUCAAGAUGUAACGUCCACACCGUGCUGGAUCGAAAUACAUUUGGGCGGACCAUUGCAGUGGUUGGACAAAGUUCUGACACAAAUGGGAUCGCCACGGAAUGCCAUUAGUUCGGUGUCGUAAGUUUACCGGUUGAAAAAUAAAGUCAUUGAAGAUUAGAGAAAAGAAAAGUGACCCUACGUUCGAUUCGUAUAUUUUUGAUAGAAUGGGAUCAUUGAUUUUAUAUGCAGACAUUUGUUGUAUUGGCCAUUUAACAUUUUAGUGAACAAAUUAAAUUUUAAGUUUGAUAUUCGUUCGUAAGGUGGGACAUGUGUAACGUGAAACUUUUUUUUCGUAUUUUAAAAAGUUGUGCUAAAAAUAAAUUUAAAAAAAUUCUUAGAUCAAAUUUCAGUUGAUUAGACGUAAAACGAAUUACCAUCGCAGCACAUGGUUAAAUGGUUUCUUUUUUGUUUGUUUAGAUAUUUUAAAAUGAUCAUGCUGCCAAACCAACCAGCUAAAACGACAAUUUAACGUCAGAUAUAAAAGUUAGUUUGUUGAACGAUUUCGACGGAGCACUGAUUAUUGUUUAUCU